AUGACCAGCCUGUUUAGGCGCAGCAGUAGUAAUGGAGGAUCCAGAAGCAGUGGUGGGGGCGAUGGACAAGGUGAGCUCAACAACAGCAGACCCAACCGCCAGGUUCGCCGCUUGGAGUUCAACCAGGCAAUGGAAGACUUCAAGAUCAUGUUCCCCACAAUGGACUACGAAGUCAUCGAGUGUGUGUUACGUUCCAAUAACGGAGCUGUAGAUGCCACCAUUGACCAGCUUCUACAGAUGAGCCUUGAUGGACAGGCUUCAGAUGAUAGCUCAGACUCUGAUGACAGCAUCCCACCAGAGAUUCUGGAGAGAACACUUGAACCAGACAGUUCAGAUGAAGAGCCACCGCCAAUCUACUCACCACCAACCUAUGAUAUGCACGUUUAUGACAGAAAAUACCCAGAGGCCCCUCCGACACCCCCACCAAGAUUUGAAGCUCAGCCACCUUCAGGUCACAAGCACGUCAAGAGCUACCGAAAUUGGAAUCCUCCAUUGCUUGGAAAUCUCCCAGAUGAUUUUCUGAGGAUCCUCCCUCAGCAAUUAGAGAUUGUAAAGAGCACUCAGGUUGAGGUCUCUCAGCCUGGAUCUUCACCAUCCUCAUCUUUGAGUCAGUGGACAGCCCAGUCAAGUUCUAAGUCUGGAGCUAUAGGCACCAAUGGUGGUCCAGGUCUGACAGCAGGAGCGAUUGAGCAAGACAAGAAACUGAAGCAGUAUCUGGAAGAUGAGCGCAUUGCCCUUUUUCUACAGAAUGAGGAGUUCAUGAGAGAGCUGCAGCGAAACCGGGAGUUUCUUGUUGCCCUAGAGAGAGAUCGCUUGAGGUAUGAAUCCAAGAAAUCAAAGUGCAGUCAUUCAUCUAGCUUGGAUAAUUGCACAGAAUUGUCCUCUGCACCGUCAUCGGAGGCUGUGUCAGAAGAUGCGCUGUUCAGAGACAAACUCAAACAUAUGGGCAAAUCCACAAGAAAGAAGCUGUUUGAAAUUGCCAAAACGUUCUCCGAAAAGACAAAGAGAAGAAAGUCUAAAAGGAGACCACUUCUGAAGCAUCAUUCAUUGGGCACCGCUCAUUCCACAGCCAAUCUUCUUGACGAUGUGGAAGGAAACUCCUGUGAGGAAGAAUGUCAAUCAAGAAAAGCGGUCACUCAGGAAGAAAAUGAGCAACGCACUGAGCCAGAUUCAUGGUAA
Molecule: messenger RNA, 1179 nt
Organism: Nerophis lumbriciformis (worm pipefish)
Lineage: Eukaryota; Metazoa; Chordata; Actinopteri; Syngnathiformes; Syngnathidae
Source: RefSeq, a predicted model, not a curated record